AUGGCAGCGUGGUCAAAGGGAAUGUACUGCUUUAAUGUCAGGAGCUCUUAUAAACUCGCGAUAUUGAUUGACACUGCCAAGGGCACAAGCACAACCGACAAUCCGGACUCUAACGAGGCUGCGUUCCCGGUGUUCGGUCUUCCCCGCUCUCAAUGGUGGAUGCACCAUAAUAGCAAGGUUGGCUCAAUCCUUUUCACUCUUCGCCACCGAGCUCUUCCACAGUGCGAUGACUAUCCUCCGGAGCGUGGAGACUUCCUGGAGCUACCCGCUGGCGGCUCCUUCACCGUCGAGCUUGCCAUGAACAAGGCAUUUACCAGUCUAUCGUACAAUGGUCAAUAUACAACGGAAUGGGGAGAUGGUCAACAUCAUCCUGAAGGCUAUUCAUCCACGAACACCGGAGGCGCUUCACUCAACAGCGCUGGAUGCCUCAGCUCUCCGAAUUUUCACACCAAGAGUGAAGGAAACGCUGCAGGCUCAGUGUUUGCCAUUUCCUACCAGAGUGAUAUCACCAAAGUAACUCCUGAGAAUCUUGUAGUCUUCACUGUGAAGCAUCACACACCAUGGAAGCGCCUCGCCACCUACCAAGUUCCUACCGCUCUUCCUGCAUGUCCAACUGAUGGGUGUCACUGCGUUUGGGGGUGGAUUCCUGACCAUUGCGGAGAGCCAAAUAUGUACAUUCACCCAUACAAGUGUACAGUCGUUGGGGCAACAAGUACCGUCCCUCUCGCGAAGGCUCGACCUCCCAAAUGGUGCGACGGCGAUCAGAAGCGCUGCAUCACUGGUGCCAAGCAAAUGAUCUUUUGGGCUCAGAAAGAUGGGAACAAUGUCGAGCUUCAAGGCGACCAGGCGGACGGUCAGACGAAGAGUCCGGGCUACAAUAUGAAGAUGGGCUUCCAUAAUGGUGCCCAGAACGACAUAUUCAUGGAAUCAGACGACAAAGACCGCCUACUUCGUCAUAAAGUCUAUGCUCGACUCUCGCGCUCCACACAGAAACAUGUCCAUAUGUAG
Molecule: messenger RNA, 1008 nt
Organism: Serendipita indica DSM 11827
Lineage: Eukaryota; Fungi; Basidiomycota; Agaricomycetes; Sebacinales; Serendipitaceae
Source: the annotation of a GenBank genome assembly